This is a messenger RNA of Labrus mixtus (cuckoo wrasse), 1785 nucleotides long. Its product is annotated as endothelin receptor type B-like. The coding region runs from base 392 to 1630 and encodes 412 amino acids. The record is from RefSeq and is a predicted model, not a curated record. The transcript is spliced from 8 exons. Gene Ontology annotation, biological process: regulation of blood pressure; vasoconstriction; enteric nervous system development. NCBI's taxonomy places the organism in Eukaryota, Metazoa, Chordata, Actinopteri, Labriformes, Labridae. Gene Ontology annotation, molecular function: endothelin receptor activity. Gene Ontology annotation, cellular component: membrane.
CCCGGCUCGUGCGUAUAAAAAAGCCAGCCGUCCCUCUUGUGAGUCAGAGAGAGCAGCUGAGGGAGGGAGCAGAGGACCCUGAAGCACUGCGGGAAGCACUGGAAACACCGUGAACUUUUCGAUGCUACAACUUUUAAAAGAAACCUGUGAUUAUUCAGGACACAACACAGGAACAACUCAAGGAUUAUUCAUCGGAAGUCUUUGGCUGUGACCUCGUCACACCUGUGCGGCGCGGGCAAACAACUCAGACCUACGCUGCCAGGUCAGAAGCAAGGCCCUGUGUGUAGAUGUAUGUGAGUGUGCGAAUAUGUGUGUGUGAGUGCCUUUAAGUGUGAUCCUGAGAUUGACUGUGCCUUUGAGUGAGAGAACAUCGUGCUGUGCGAAUGCGAAGAUGAGGGCCGUCGCUCUGAUGUGUCUUCUGGUCGUAGCUGAGAUCGAAGCGUCCCGGUUCGCUCGGGACUCCCAGAGCAGCCUCGAGGCUUCAGAACCCUCCAAGAACAACGCCUCCGUCCCAAUACCCCCCCUUCAGCCAUCCCGGCCAAGGGGGUCCUUCCCUCCCAUGUGCAUAAAGCCCACGGAGAUCAAGCACGCCUUCAAGUAUGUGAACACCAUCGUGUCCUGCCUGAUCUUUGUGGUGGGGAUCAUCGGAAACUCCUCGCUGCUCAGGAUCAUAUAUAAGAACAAGUGCAUGAGGAACGGACCAAAUGUCCUGAUUGGCAGCCUGGCUCUCGGGGAUCUGCUUUACAUUAUCAUCGCCAUCCCCAUCAAUGUGUUUAAGCUCAUAGCAGAGGACUGGCCCUUUGGCGUGUAUAUCUGCAAGUUGUUCCCGUUCAUCCAGAAAGCUUCAGUUGGAAUCACUGUCCUCAGCUUGUGCGCUCUCAGUAUUGACCGUUACCAUGCAGUAACAUCAUGGAGCAGGGUGAAGGGCAUGGGGAUCCCUCUGUGGAAGGCAGCGGAGGUGACUCUGAUCUGGCUGGUUGCUGUGGCGCUGGCUGUCCCUGAGGCGCUGGCAUUCGACAUGCUGGAGCUACCAUACAGAGGCAACAAGCUGCGUGUGUGUAUGCUGCCUCCAGAACAGACCUCCAGCUUUAUGAAGUUCUACCAGGACGCGAAAGACUGGUGGCUGUUUGGCUUCUACUUCUGCCUCCCACUAGCCUGCACAGGGAUCUUCUACACACUCAUGUCCUGUGAGAUGCUCAGCCGCAAAAAGGGCAUGCGCAUCGCACUCAAUGACCACAUGAAGCAGCGGAGGGAAGUAGCGAAGACGGUGUUCUGCCUGGUGUUGAUUUUUGCUCUCUGCUGGCUGCCCCUUCAUCUCAGCCGAAUUCUGAAAAAAACAAUCUAUGACGAAAAUGACCCCAACCGCUGUGAACUGCUCAGCUUCCUGUUAGUGAUGGAUUACAUCGGCAUCAACAUGGCCUCCCUCAACUCCUGCAUUAACCCGAUUGCCCUCUACUUUGUCAGCCAGAAGUUUAAAAACUGCUUCCAGUCUUGCCUGUGCUGCUGGUGCUACAGAGCAUCUCCCCUUGAUGGACCGGGGUCAGGGGCACGCUGGAAGGGCUCCUGUAACGGGAACGGACUAGACCGCUCCAGCUCCCGCUCCAGUCAGAAAUACACAAGCUCUUCAUAAAAACACAGACGCAUAUAUAACACUCAUAUUCUGCCCAAAACCUAAAAACUGUUCUUAGCAGUUUCUGACAUGGGAAAUCAGCUGUAUCACUGCCUAACAGAUCCUGAAGACGAGGGGAACAUGGAGCGACGUACUGUAGAAGUCACUUAUCGAGG